AUUAGACCGCCAUUUCUGUUUUGUGGAGAUUGAACUAUAUCGUGAGCGAAUUAUCACUGAUAAAAUAUGGCUCAUACUGUCAUAUCCAUGAAGUUACCCCCAAACAUAGAUCCUACGAAAGCACGUCUUGCUUAUGGGGACCGUGCACUACCCAAACUAGUGAGUAUACAUCACAUCGUUAAUCAUUUAAUGCAGUGCAUAUAACAAUUUUUAGACCUGUCGAUCGUACUCGAAUCGAACGUGUCCCUAGUUGGCUUAGAACCUCGCAUCACUUCAGAAUAACUUUCGUCUGUAGGCCUGCACGUUAAGUAGCUGUUUUGUAUAUGUAAUAAUUUUAAAGGAAACGUUUUUGUGAUUGACUGUUUUAUUAAUAAUCCUCUUCGAUCAAGUACUCUAUCACUGUGCUCUAUGAUUAGGGUUAAUUGGACUUGCUUAUUUAUUGAUUCAUUUCUCCAAAGGAGAAAGGCUUGAUUGAUAUGUUGAUUCUUUUAGAACCGUGAACUCAACAGUCCUGACCUGUUGACGAGACAAAGGGCAUUGAUGUCACUUUGUGAUGUGAUGCACAAUCCUGAACAUAUAUCUGAGGGGUUGAGAGUUGGUAAGUGGGACUGAUAACUUGAACUGGAUGUUUGAAGUAUGCCUCUUCAUGGAAAAAAGCUCUGUGUUCUUCACGGCUGUGUAUUCUGGUACCACAUUCUUGUCUACUACAGUGGUCUUGUGGCUCAUAUUGUUCGAAUGGUAUCUUGGUUUCUAUAAUGAAGUUGCUACAUGUACUUCUGUUCUUUCCACUUUCAGCUUUGUGUUAUUCAAGAAACAGAGCAAUGUUUCUGUGUUUAAGUAGAUUUAUCUAGAACUUGUGUGUGUGACCCAUUAUAUAAUGUCUCAUUAGUGUAAAUGUAUCUACUGCAGGUGUUGGUGCAAGUUUAAAGUCUCUGCUCAAAGACUCUGAUGGUACAGUGAGGCAUAAAGCAACAGAAGUGCUAAGCAUCAUUGCAGGUACUGUCAGUGCAAAAGAGUUUAAUAUGUAUGUUUAUUCUUGGAAGUAUCUGCGUGAGCUGAGGUUUACAAUGAUAUGGGACAUAUAGGAACAUUACAUGGUAGUCUAUAGAAUUUUAACACACAGUGGUACAUGUUUUCAGUAGUUACUUAUCCAUACUUACAUGCAUACUGUGACCUGUUAGGGUACAUGUAAUUUAUAUACAGUGCCAGAAGCAGCUGUUUACCAAGUGAAGGGAUAGAACAGGAAAUUGAAAAUUACCAGACUUACUGUAACUCUAAACUAUUGUGAUUCUUAAUCAAAUUGGAAGGUCAUGCAGUUGGACGUGAUGCAUUUGUGGAUCACAAAAUGAUUGUACCAUUAUCAGAACUGGUAAGUUAUUAUGUGAAAAAAAUGAAUUGAAAUGCUAUAUUUUUAGAUUUAAAAUGAACCCUAAAGGCAUAGCUUUCACUUAUUCGUCCUUUUUCUCUCUUUUUAUAUAUACCUUCAUUACAAAAAAAACUCUGAGUUGAGACUUACAUAUUUAAAUGAGUACAACCAGUAGAUGGACUCAUUGGUUCAGUGCAGAUCUUGAGUCUUUAACUUCAUGUUAUUAUCUAUAGGUCUAAUUUUGUGUACUUCAUGACUGUAUACUGUACAAAGGUGCGUGCUUGUAAGGAUGUAUCAUUAUUUUACCAGUCUUUGAAUGAAUGAAUCUAUUGCAAAUUAUAGUUUGAUGACAAUGUCUAUCAGGCCAGAAGGAAUGCUCACAAGGCCAUAGAGAUGUGUGUACACAUGAGUCCAGGUACUGAAGGAGUUGUUGAUGCAAAGCUUGUUCCCGUUUUGGUGGGAAGACUUCUCAAAGAAGAGGAUGAGAUCAAGGUUAGGAAAAACAUGAAAUUAUUUCAGCAUGCCAGUAAAGCCAUAUUAAUACUAAUAAAGAAUUUAAAAAAUUGUCCUUACUCAUUCUGCUUCCAGACUGACAUGAAUGUACAAUACUUUAGCUUCAUUUCUAUUCAGAAGUCAGUUGCAUAGAACUAGAUGUUGUAAUUUGUUUCAGUCUAACUUAAGAAAUUGCUCAUGCUGACAAUAAUGACAUUAAUAAAGGCAUAGGCUGUAACUUUAGCAUGCUUAGACCCAGUCACAUAGUGAUUACCUACCUGUAAACUUGCAUACAAUGUACAGACAAGUGUAUCUCCCUAGCAUUCCUGUUGUUUAGAAUGUUAAGUUCGGCGUGAGGUGGGGAGGGGGGGUGAUGUCUUGUGAAGGAGACUAUGGAUUUGUAGGAAAGACAAGAAAAUACUAUCCAUUUCCAAUUAAAUGAAGUUAAAUGUCUCUGGAAGGAGGGGGUUUAGUUUGGGCCUGUGGUUUCAGGGAGGGUAUUCGUUGGCAUAGUUUACAUUAAAAUUACAUUGUCACAACUAUUUGAUAAGUACAUGACAUUUUCACAAGUAUGCCACACCUUGACAGCUUUGCUACAGGCUGUACACAUGUAGCUUACAUGAACAUGUAGUUACCUCACUGACCUCUACACUAAAGUCAGCUUCUUGCUGCUCAGAAGAGAACUCAGUCCUCCUCUGUGGCUACCUAGACUUGUGUAUAGACUACAGACCUUGUACCGUCCAGUUCUGUUAACAAUAUAUAAGUGUUUCAAUGAUGUCUACACACCUACAUGUGUGUUACAUCUGGCAUGUUUCCCUUUUAGGAACUUAUUUUAGACACCCUACACUACUGUAUGACAAUAGAAACCCAGUCUGCACUAGAUAGUGGAGCAAUGGAGAGUUUCACAAAAUUACUGUCCCACAAGACAGCAGCAAUCAGAGCAAAAGCUGCCAGGGAUGUCAUGGAUUUAAGGUAAAUUGACAUGAGUGUAUUUCUUUUUUAAUCAACACAUUUCUUGAGAGGUCUAGAACUGACUCUGGGCAGCGUAUUACAUGAUAUUUCAGUGUACCAACUCCAAAUCAGCUGCAUUCACAAGUCCUUGAAUCUUGCUUGCUGUUUAAAAGCACAGUAACUGACUGUUUAGUCUGUAUUACUAGGUGAAAACAAAUCUUAAGUUUAACACAGUUAUAAGCUGCAAUGUCUUUGAAAUGAGAAGUUUCCUUUAAAUUUGACAGUUUUCCUCUUGAUGGCAAGGACAAAGCAGUAGAUGUUGGAGCAAUUCCUGAACUGGUGUUGCUUCUUGAAGAUGGUAACACUGACGCAAGAGCACAAGCUGCUGGUGCUAUCAUGACGUAAGUUAAACUUUUUAUUUAUUUAUGAGGAGCUGAAUGUAUUGGAAAAGGUCUUAUUCCUGACAGGUACAAUCGACUGUUACACCUAUUUACAAUUAAUGCGAUGCAGUAGUGGUUUCAACUCCAAGCAAUUUACAUGUAUUUCUGUUAACUUAAAAUCAUUUGAAAUUAUUGUCAAAAAAGAAAUAAUUCUCCAUCCAUCCUGCUUACAGUGAUGUGCAUUCCAUAGAAAUUUUAUGAAUUCAGCUCAUUAUGCCAAAAGUAAUUUGAAAUAGAGUUUCUAGAAGUUACUGAACAAUUGUAAUGUCAUGUGGCCCUGAUGUAGGUCAUAAAGUUAUUGUUUUUGUUGGAACCCAUGAGUAAAAAUUUAUGAGCUACAUGUAGGUAAAUCACUCAAAACUGAAGUCAACAUCCUUCGUGUCUAAAUAAUUGAUUCCUAAUUGCUCUUACGAAGGGCUAACACUGAAACAUCAGCCUUUAAACUCUCUAUAGAAGCCAAUUUACAUUUCAACUCAGCUGUUAACACUUUAACUCCCAUGACCAAGACAGAUUUUCUCCUUACAAUAUCAAUACAAUAUCAACCAGAUAAGUGAUGAGAAUAAAGAAAAAUAUCAAUUUGGGGAUGAUUAGUUGAUCCCAUACUAAAUUCUCUGAACUAACAUUAUAAGAAUUUUAUGGUUGACAGUAAGGAGAAUUACAAAUUCAAUCUGGGAGCUAAAGGAUUAACACUAAAUUACCUGUGAUACGAUAAGAUCCCAUCAAUGCAGCACCACAGUUUCUUUAGAAACUUACCCCCUUGAUUCUUAAAUUAAGUUUGGCAUGGCAUUCAUUAAUCCACUGAUUAGCACAGGCUUAAAACUAGUGAAAAGUGAAAGAAAGGAUAAUACAGAUUUACAGGUGGAAAAUACAUGAUGCUGGUAAUAUUAGUGUAUUGUAGAUGGUUGUCUUUUUUUGAGUUACAGGCUGAAACUGUUGUUUUCUUCACAAUCAUCUUGAUCCUUCUCAGAAUUACAAUAACAACUAAAGGGAAGUACGCAGCAAUAGAGGAGAGUGCGAUUCCUAACCUUGUGAAAUUGCUAGACGACCCUGAAAGUGAAGUUAGACUCAAUGCUCUUAAGGUAUCAGUAUGUCAACUACUAUGUAAAGUUGUAAUGUGCAGUAUCUCAUCUUUGUUCAAUGUCUACAUAAGCAUUCCAAUGUCUCCAAAAAUGUUAUCCAAUUUCCUGUGCAACCAUGAAUUUCUUUAUUAGUGUAUCACAAAUGGUGUCAAUGUGUGUAACCAGCAACAAAUUUGUGCACAAAUUGGUUGAUCUUCUAUAAGUAUAAGUAACUAAUUGAGAACAGUGGUAGCAACUUUUUAAAACUGGUUUGAUCUUGUUGUAACUUCUUUUUCUUAUUGUUACUCUGCUUCUUUUUUAAUGUACAAACAGGCUAUCACAACUCUUGCAGAAGCCCCUAUUGGCAGAACAACACUGCUGGCUUCAGUUAAUGAGGUAAGAGUCUCCAAGCAUAUUUGUAAAUAAACAAGUACUGUCUACGUGUACACUUCUGUUAUAGUUAUGAACCUUAACUUUGAUAGCAGAGUCUACACCUUUCAUUUUGAAUCUUUAGGUUAUCAAUCCAGUCAAUUUUGACUCAGUAUUAUUCAAGAAGUGACUUUAAUAAUUAUUAUUUCUUUACAGGUAUCCAAGCUUAUUCAGGAUCAUGACAGUCCAGCAGUCAGAAAGGCUGCACAGAUAGCUGUUCAAGUCAUCACUUGGAAGCCGUGAUUGAUUAAUAUCAAUUUAUUUUAAUAUUGAUACAAAAAGAAACACUUGUACUUUAUAUAAAUAUUUUGUAUAUAGUCUCUUUGUAAAGUUACUUUCACGUUGAGUAUACAAUAUGUCUGCAGUCUUUUAAAACAGAAAAAUGCAAAUAAAACUAGUUUGCAAUCAUUGUAAUCUAAAAUUGUUAUUAUAAACAAUAAUUGAUUGAAAUUUGGUGUCACUGAUGUUUAAAAAAUGGCAUAGUUCAUGAAAACUGAAAAGCUGCAUGCAUUAUAAAUUUAAAGAAUUUCAUGAAAAAAAAAAAGUGAAAAGUCAUUUUGGAAUAAAGCAUGCAAGAAUGUUACAACUGGAAGAACACCGUACUUAACUGAUUAAGGCCUGCAUAUGGUGCCCAAUUAAAACACUGCAGCAAAUACCCUGGUAGACAGAUAUGGAAAACUCUGAGAAAGGCC
Messenger RNA from Pocillopora meandrina, 5428 nucleotides. NCBI's taxonomy places the organism in Eukaryota, Metazoa, Cnidaria, Anthozoa, Scleractinia, Pocilloporidae. The record is from the annotation of a GenBank genome assembly.